This is a messenger RNA of Kwoniella mangroviensis CBS 8507, 4104 nucleotides long. RefSeq lists its product as uncharacterized. NCBI's taxonomy places the organism in Eukaryota, Fungi, Basidiomycota, Tremellomycetes, Tremellales, Cryptococcaceae. The record is from RefSeq and is a predicted model, not a curated record. The coding region runs from base 1 to 4104 and encodes 1367 amino acids. The transcript has 3 exons.
AUGCUCGAAGAUAUGAGCAACUCGCCUUCAACUUCUCGUCGGCGGUCCAAACCAUCCCAAGAAAACUGGGACGAUGACUUCGAGUUUACUUUGCCAGCUCGGAAAUCAACCAACAAGAAUUCAUCUAUACCUAGCUCAAAAUCUUCGAAGGGGAAAGGAAAGGAUGAGAAUGUACCUAUACCUAGAGCUGACAGUCCUAUAGAGGACUCGGAUGAGAAUUGGGAUGAAUCACCUCCUCGUCCCAAUCUACCUCAACCUAAUUUAUUGACCAAACAUGGGGGAAAGAAAUCAUCUAUACCUCCUCCUAUCAAUAUCCCUUCUUCAUCUAGCACUCAUCGUAUAAAUCCACCUCGAUUAUCCCCAUCCCAAUCAGCGGAUCUAUCAAUAUCACCUUUACCAACUUCAUUCUCUUCUCCCCAACAACCGCUUCUUCCUUCACGAUCCCAUUCCUCCCUCUCGAUGGGUCCCAGUCCAGAUGGUCUGCAACAUCAACAAUCACAGCAUCUACCUAGGUUACGAUCCGGUUCAACUACAACAUCUACAGUAACGAGGAAUAAGUUGAUCAAACGACAUCCUUCAACUUCUUUCGUUUCUAUACCGAAUUCCCAUUCAUCUUCUAAUUUAGCACUGGCAUCUGGUCUGUCUAAUCAAUCAGAAGCAAGUUUGAACUCGAUGACGAUGCUUAAUCGAUCGUCACCCAAUCUAUCACAGAACUCACCUUCAUUGCCCAGAAGCACCUCAGGCGAGCAGAUGCCUCCUCCGCCUCUCCCUCAAGCCAAUGGAGGUAUUCUGGGCAGAUCAAGGAGCGGGUCAAAGAGCAAGGCCAAGACUGGACAAGAGGUUAGGGUCUCGAACAUACCGUUCAGUCCAAGUAGAGAUGAUAUGCAGGAGAAGGGGAAAGAGAAGAGACCAGGAUUUUGGAAAAGGUUAUCUGGUGCUCCAACUACAGGCGAACACAACGAGGGGACACCUCAGCAUCGUCGUCGUAGAAGUUCAUCAGUUGGUGUCAAACAUCUACCCUCUGGUUCACCUCGUCCGCCUGUACCUCCAUUACCUAUGAAUCUCCGUUCACCCUCUGGGGCAUCAAGUACAUCCACCUCGUCUGCCAAGUCUGGUCCUACAUCUGCUUUCUCCGCUCUGUUACGUCGAUCGUCCAGUAGUCUAUCGAAACGUUCAGACAAGUCGAGAGAUACCCCACCUUCGUCAUAUCCUUACACGUCCUCAAAAAAUGGAAUCAGCUCAAGCAGUGUAAAUUCCUUCGUCCAACAACCCGUCUCGUUACCUUCGAGUAGAAAAGGUGAUGUUACGCCUGAACUGCCAUCCUCAGCAUCUUUCUCAAGAGGUUUUCACUUACCCUCUCCUUCACCUGGAUCGCCCUAUCAUCCUUCCAAAUCUCGUGUCCCCUCAGCUGCUCAGCAAUACUUCGAUCUGCCACCCUUACCUCAUUCGACAUCUUUCCCCGGACCGCAGACACGAUCCAAAAAAGGGAGUGGUAGUGGGAGCGACACCGAGACUGAAGGUGAUAGUAAAACACCCAAGAAAAGGAAGAAGAUCAGACCCAUAUCUGCUUUACCUGCACCCAGGACAUACCAAGAUGAACCCAUACCAGGCUUACCGAUAAGUAGACAAACUUCUGUUGGUGAUCUUCAUUCAACCAGAUCCAGCCAAUCUCCAGCUUCGACUUUCGCACAAGGUACUACAUCCACUCUGAAGAGACUAAGUUCGUUAUCGAAGAAACACGGUAGAAGAUUGUCAGGAGGUUGGAAAUUUGGCACGAACUCUUCUAGCGAUUCCAACAAAUCCGCUACGAGAUCUCUGGAACCUGUUUUGGGAUCGCCUUCAAAACCUUAUAAAAACGAUGACGACUUGCCUUUAUCUCCUACUUCGCCCACGCCCAAUCCAGAAACUGAAGAGGAGAUGAGGAAAGCUAUCAGAGCUGGAUCUGUUUCAGCGCCUACAUCGAUGUUCACUCAACCUCGUUCUCAAGCGGAUGUCAAUGACAUACCAUCGGAGGAAGUGAUAGCUGCGAAGGAGAAGGAGAAGAAAGAGAAACAUCGUAGAAGACAGAGUUGGAAUGAUUUUGUGAUUCCCAGGGAAGUCAUGAUGAAGCAGAAGGGGUUGAAGGAAGGUAUAGGAGCGGUCAAGAUGUUUGCGGGUGGAGUUGCUACCCUCAAAACACUCUUGUCCACCCACGCCGACAUACGUGAUCGUAUACUCUCAUCUGGAUCACAAGUAGACGCUGCAAAUUUCGCAUCUCUCGAUUCUGAAUUCGAACAAUGGUUGGAAAUGGCCGUUGUGCUGAUCGAAGUCGGAUCGACAGGUGCAGAUCCUUCCACUCAACCUUCUUUCUCAUCACCACCGCGAUCUAGGAGAGUCACCUUAGCGUCAGACGAAGCGAAAGCUGCCUCUGCGGCAAUGGCAAAAGCUGCUUCAGCACCUGGUGGUCCAACCAUACCUGUCUCACCGUCCUCAUGGCGGAAAGCGAGUUUACCUGACCCCGAGGAGACUAGUCUCAGUAUGAUGGGCCCCCCUCGAGCGGACUAUCCAGAACAAUGGAGAGCGUCGACUGGUCGACAAGACUUGUCAAAAAGGCAACUAGAAGUUUUACGAACCAUGUUGAGAACCCCCAUGUCUGCCAAUACACCUAACAGAGAUGGGAGUAGACCAGGUAUGGGACCCAGAACGGCCAGUACGUUAUCCGCAAGCUCGACGGUCAGUUACUUGCAAGCUCAAGGUAGUCCAAGUCCCAAUUCGAAGAUCCAGAUUCAACGGGGAUCGAUGUUAACACCUGAUUCCGGGUCGAUCUCAUUCCCUUCGCCUGGUGAUUCAGCUCAUAUCCAGCCGUCAAAUUCGUUCCCUUCGCCCCUUAGUGCUGCUAGGUUGAACCAUAAUUAUAGGAGUCUAAAGGAUCGACGAGCAAGUAAAGCCGGACUGGCGGGUUUGAAAGAGUUUUUAAGGUCGCUGAAGAAAGAAAAGAAUACCGCACCUAACACCGCGGCUUCAGGUGGAAUUGGAGGAUUAAGUCCACUGAGGAUCAAAAAUAGAUUCGGAAUAAAGAGCUCUACUUCACCACCUGCAUCUCCGACUUCACCUGUAUCGCCCAUGUUCAGCCCCAACGUUAAUACCGGUAACAACGAUGUAUCUUAUCCUACUCAGCGAUCAUCUUUCUCAGCUCUAGGUGCAGCUUCGGGAAAAAUCCCUCAAACACCUCAAACUGCUCAACCUAUCUUAUCUACAACUAGAUCAAGAGCGGGUACCGAGUCAUCUUUCAACAGAGGAGGAGUUCUAGGGCCGGAACAGAAAAGACCUUCUAUCAGGAAUAUCUUCCGGACGUCUUCCGGCAAUUGGUCAGAAUUAGUCAAGAAUGAUCCUCACCUACCGCCUGCGCCAAAUUCCAACACCUCCUCGCCUAGUGGUAGUGGUGGUGGGUUGAGUAAGAAGCUAUCCGCUCAGAGAUUAGGUUUCUCAUCUUCGAAAUCGAUGAAUAAGAUCAGUGUGUCCGAUCCUAUACCUUCCAAAAUCCCUUUACCUCAAUCCGCUUCAUCAAGUACUCUACAUGCCAAAACAAAUACUCCUCCUUGGAAUGGGAAAGAUCGAGAGGGAGAGAUGACUUUAAGACCUACUGCUAAGAAGAGGGUAUCGGGUUUAGGUUUGGGAUUGGGUUGGCCUGAAACUUCCACUUCUACGUCCACCGGAAUGGGAACUCCAAUCAAAACUAGUAAUGGAAGUGGAAACAGUGGAAUAGGUAUAGGAGAGAUGGGUACGGUAUAUGAAAGCCCCCAUAAAUUCGAUCGUGACCAUGCAAACGAACAAACAUUGAAACAACAUCGACAUGUCAUUCCUACACCUGCUUCACCGAGUAAAAUUAGAUCUCCAUCGAAUACAUCUAUCUCAACUUCAGGUAGAAUCCCUUCGAAUGAUAUCUCUGUUACCAAUCUCAAUAUACGAUCAAGUGAAGAUUCCACUUUGACCAAUGAUCAUGAUUUGACUAUAAUAGCCCUUACGCCCGAAAACUUACCUACAUUGUUGGAAUAUCUUAGACAGUGCGAGAGAAUGUUAGGGGUAUGGAAAGAGAGGGUUGAAGAGGUUAUCGAGAUUGAUUAA